AUGUUGUCGAAUACGUCGGCUUCGAGGUGGGAUGCGUUUAAAUCAAAGUGGGAUGCUUUUCGAUCGCAGUCCCACGAAUACCAUCUCAACAACGAACUUAAGCCAUGGAUGGUGAAGACGUUACAAAUCCUUAAGUUUAUGAUAUUUUCGAUGUCGCAUGUGUUGCUAAUUUUUGGUACCGCCGCGUCAAAGCUGACUGUAAUUUUACUGGCGACUAGUAUCGAGUUAAAGCCAUCUGGAAGCCGAUUCCGGGAGAAAUGCUACGUUGGAAAAGGCCCGACAACUUGCCCUCAUGUUUUAUCAGAAACUGAAACUUCUUCAGUACGAAGGAGACAUCCGCAAGUCACAGCUUCUGUGGUUUGUGCUUUGUGGCUUAUUCAGAAUGCUCCGGACAUGAUGGCCAUCAUUCAGUCACUGUACAGGAUUUACAAGAAUCGGAAAGAACGCAAAGGUGCAACACUGAUGGUAUUUAUUGUGGAAUGUUGUCGCUCAGCAGGCUUGUCGAUUUUGUUUUUCCACAUUUUCCCGUCACUGGAUCCACUUCACUGCUUGGUUCUUUCUGUAUCCGCCGUCUUUAUGCCGUUGUACUACAAAAUCAAAAGUUUGAUUCGACGCUCCUUCGAUCCAUCCUGGUUUGAUUCACUGAGCAUUUAUCUUACAAAUUUCAAGCAGAACACCUUACUCCUUUAUUCCAUACUCUUCCUGAUUAUUUUCGCUUCCUGUUAUGUGUGGAGUACCACUGCUGUUCCCUUCUUCAAGUUCGCUGCGCUGCCGUUGGCUUUAAUUUUGUCGUCAUUCGGUUUUUGGGAUUUAUGGAUCGAUAUGAGGCAUUGUUUGUCCAGUUACCGCUAUUUGUACCAGCUAAAAUUUGGGACACGAAAAAUGAGCUCGUUGACUCGGCUCAUAGUAUCAAUAUUGCGCAUUUUGACGUCCGGACUCAUCGUAUGGAUUGUUAAGCUUCGUUAUUUGCCCUUUAAGGCUGUGAAAAAAUCCAUAAGCGAAAACUUUGGAGGCCCGGAACGUGUUGCCGCCUUGUACACCCUCGCGAUCUAUAUCAUUCUCCUGAAUUUUAUCCUUCGUUUCAUAUCGCGAUUCCUGUCAGCGAUGUCUAUGCGUGUUCUAGCACUGCUUCAUCCCCUGCUUACUGCUGUACCGUUGCUUAUGACCGCCUUCAUCGUAACAUGCUUCGUGAUACCCAUGUGCUCCAUUCGUAGUUAUUUAUCCAGCUAUGGCCUACGAUGGCAUUGUUUGGCGUGGAAAGCCUCACUUAAGUCAUUGCCGGAAAUGUGCUUUGGUGUUAUCUGGCUGAUUACGUAUCUGCGAUGGGCAUAUAAGCACGUCAAAGCACGACGUUUCGAUCCAACUGACGAAGUCAUUGAUACGAUCGCAAGUGUGCCAAAUGGUUUCACAAUUGAACAGUCGCUCGUUGAACUGGAUGAUGACCGGUCGAUCGGAGAAACCGAAUUUGAUGCCGGUGAGCUAAGAAUAACAAACGAUGAAAUUGACAAAACUGUUACACUGUAUAUUUGUGCGACAAUGUGGCAUGAAACACGCAACGAAAUGAUGCAAAUGUUAAAAUCCAUCAUACGAUGUGAGACGAAUGAUGGAACUGAUGGCACAAAGAAUCGUGUGCUUGUGAAUACCGCGUACGGUGGAAGACUGGUUGUUCGUCUGCCGGCUGGAACAUUGCUCUUCGUUCAUUUAAAGGAUAAGAAGCUUGUGCGCCACAAGAAGCGUUGGUCACAAGUGAUGUACAUGUAUUAUUUGCUGGGACAUCGAAUCAUGGAUUCCCAUAUGAGUGUGGAAGAUCGCCAACUGGAAGCUGAUAAUACUUACAUUUUGGCAAUUGAUGGUGAUUCUAAAUUUGAACCAUCAGCUGUACUGAAACUGCUUCGUCUAAUGAAUGUGAAAAGUGACAUUGGUUGUGCCUGUGGACGAAUUCAUCCGAUAGGCGAAGGCGUGAUGGUAUGGUACCAGAAAUUCGAGUACGCCAUUGCGCACUGGUUCCAAAAAGCAGCAGAACAUGUGUUUGGUUGUGUACUGUGUGCUCCUGGAUGUUUUUCACUUUUCCGAGCAUCUGCGUUGAUGGAUGAUAACGUUAUGCAUAAAUAUACGAAAACUGCAUCAGAACCACGCCACUUUGUGCAGUACGAUCAAGGUGAAGACCGCUGGUUAUCCACGUUGCUUUUGAAACAAGGCUAUAGGAUUGAGUAUGCUGCGGCGGCAGAUGCUGAAACAUAUGCUCCCGAAGGUUUUCGUGAAUUUUUCAAUCAGCGGCGUCGGUGGACCCCAUCAUCUAUAGCGAAUACCAUUGAUCUGCUUGCCGAUUACCGCCGUGUCUGUCAAAACAACGACAGCAUAUCGAAGAUGUACAUUUUAUACCAGAUGGUUGUUAUCGCGUUUUCACUACUCAGUCCCGGAAUCAUGUUCACUAUGCUUGUAUACGCUCAGGUAGCAGCUUUUGAAGUGGGAUCUGAUCGUAUGUUACUGUACAACGCAAUACCAGUAUUCAUUUUUAUUGCGCUGUGCUUUUUUGCUGACUCGAAUCAUCAGUUAAUUUUCGCGAAAUUAGUUUCUGUUGUGUAUGGGUUCGUUAUGCUAGCUGUUGCUGUAGCUACGGCUAAUCAAAUUAUUUUGGAAACUGCUUUGUCGCCGACCUCGAUGUUCGUCCUCUGCAUGAUUGGAAUAUUCUUUUUCGCUGCACUGAUACAUCCGCAGGAAUUUCAUAAUAUUCUCUACGGGCUGGUGUUUUUCCUGAUGAUCCCCUGCACCUAUGUUUUUCUUUCGCUUUAUGCUUUGAUCAAUUUGAAUGUCAUCAACUGGGGAACACGAGAAGCUGCAUCUGCUGCUGUUGGCGAGAGUGUAAGCGAAACAGGAUUCAAGGGAUUGAUGCGGCGGCUAGGUUUUUAUAGAAUCGUAGACUUUGUGAGAGCUUUGCCCACACGCAAGUCAACUGCUGCUGAAGUGGAGAACAUGAAGAAGCGAGUUAACGAAAUGGAAAUAGAGCUUCAGGAAUUGAAGGAUCGAGAUGUUAUUUUUCCGCCUCCGCAUGCACAUCUACUGUCGACGCCUCCAGCAGCGAAACAAGAAAAAGGAAAUGAAGCGGAAGUUGAAAUGCUUUUGUCUUCGACAACGCCUUUUAAAACGCCGGUUGCGAGAGAAGUCACAAAUCGUUUUAUGUGGAUGGAUGCCGAAUAUUUGCAAGUGUGCGGUCGUGGCCGGCUGAAUCCAGCAGAAGACGAGUUCUGGAACGGAAUGAUUGAACAGUAUCUUAAACCAACGGAAAUAACGGAAGAUGAAACAAGGCGGGAUGCUGCUAAUUUAGCUGAUCUUAGGAAUCGCAUAGCUUCUUCAAUUUUGAUCGUUAACGGCCUCUUGGUUCUUGCAGUUUUUCUCAUACAGAAGCACAAGGAAAUACUUUCUUUCCAGUAUAAACCAUACGAGGGCUUUGAGUGGUUAAAGCUGAGUGAGAAAACAGGAAAAUUCGAGCUCACUGGUGAGCCGUUAAAGGUUGAACCGCUUGGUCUAAUCAUAAUCGGAUUUCUGCUUGCAAUACUCUUGGUUCAAACGUGUGGUAUGUUUGCACAUAGAGUCAACACACUAAUUGGCGCAUUCCAUGAG
Messenger RNA from Gongylonema pulchrum, 3621 nucleotides. NCBI's taxonomy places the organism in Eukaryota, Metazoa, Nematoda, Chromadorea, Rhabditida, Gongylonematidae. The record is from the annotation of a GenBank genome assembly.